CGCAGCCUGGCGUUGUGGAGCAGAGGGAAGACCCGAAAGGCUUCCCUGGUAUAGACAGGCCUACGACUUAAAACUCCGCUAGAGUUUGUUUUCCCUAGGUUUUCUUCUCUCCUUUUUGCUCGGUCCCAUGGCAACACUAGCAGUUUACAGGAUGGAGUGGAGAAUGGUCACUGUGUGUAUGCCUUGUUUCCUGGGUCCCCUGGAAGCAUGAGUCUGUUGGGACUUGGGACAAGAAGAAAACAAGAUAUCUUCACAAGGAAAAUCAGACACUGAAAAAACUACCCCAAAUUCUGAAGACAUAGAACACAAACAUGACUGACAGUGGAUUUAGGGAGCCUCAAGAGGACUCUCAAAAGGAUUUGGAAAAUGAUCUGUCAAUAAAUUCUCAGGCACAGAAGACCACAGUCACAGCAAGUACCAUUGAAGAAGCUCAGACUCCACGCCCUGCCUCUGGUCUUAACAAAGACCACCAAGAGAUAGAGACAAUAUAUCCAGGAAGUGCAGAUACAGUUGAUAAAUCAGAAAGUCCAGAUGAAACAAAUUUGGGGGACUAUCCACAGGAUAAAACAGAGCAUGAGAACAACCAGAGUUUUCAGGAUGGAGAACAAGGGCAUCACGUCCCUUCAGAAAGUCUGGGUGAAGAACCCUUGGAUCCAGAUCCUGACCAUUCUGCAAGUGAUAAGGAAGGAAGAGCAGACGCACACUUAGAGAGCAGCUCUGCAGCCCUCCCUGAGGAAGUGAGUGACAGAACUGGAGCUUCUCAGGAGCCAUCUGCUGCAAUAAUCCAGGAGGCCCAGAGUCCUGAUCAUUCCAGGGUGGGUCUAGAGAGCCAGGAUUCACUGAGGAGGCGACUGCUGCUACCAGAGGCUGAAAGUCGUCAACAAGAAACACAAAAAUUGGAAGAAAACAAAGAGAAUGCGCAAGACGUCAUAAUAAAGAUUAGUAAAAAGGCUUUUUGGAGCUAUGGCCUCAUCUUUCUUGGCUUCCUGGUUGUGGCUUUUGUGCUAAGUUAUGUUAAUAGCUACUGUUCAUUUCCAGCCCAGCAAGUACCCCAAAAUCCAGCUUUGGAGGCCUUCUUGGCUCAGUUCAGCCAGUUGAAGGAUAAAUUUCCAGGCCAGAGUUCCUUCUUGUGGCAGAGAGGACGUAAGUUUCUCCAGAAGCACCUCAAUGCUUCAAACCCUACUGAGCCAGCCACGAUCAUAUUUACAGCAGCUCGAGAGGGGAGAGAGACCCUGAAGUGCCUGAGCCACCACGUUGCAGAUGCCUAUGCCUCUUCCCAGAAAGUCUCUGCCAUUCAGAUUGAUGGGGCUGGAAGAACCUUGCAGGACAGUGACACAGUCAAGCUGUUGGUUGACAUGGAACUGAGCUAUGGAUUUGGGAAUGGCCAGAAGGCUGCCGUGGUACACAACUUUGAGUCCCUUCCUGCAGGCUCUACCUUGAUCUUCUACAAGUAUUGUGAUCAUGAGAACGCUGCCUUUAAAGAUGUGGCCCUGGUUCUGACCGUUCUAUUAGAGGAGGAAACAUUAGAAGCAAGUGUAGGCCCCAGGGAAACUGAAGAAAAAGUGAGGGAUUUACUCUGGGCCAAGUUUACCAACACAGACACUCCCAGCUCCUUCAACCGCAUGGACUCAGACAAACUGAGUGGGCUCUGGAGCCGCAUUUCCCACCUGGUCCUGCCUGUCCAGCCAGUGAGGAACAUAGAGGAACGGGGGUGCCUUUUUAAAAGCUAAGCUCAGAGUUGAUUAUAGAGGGCACAGGCUUAUGAAAAAGAUUAAAGGCCUUCCAUUCAUGAGGAAAGAGGUUGAUAAAUGUGAAGAAAUAGCCUGAAAAGCACAAAUGAACUUACGUUAGAAAAAAAGUUUUCAUUUUUUACUUUCUGUAAAAUCUUUCUAAUCAUCUAAGCCUUGACAAAGCUAAGAAUUGAUGACUUUUUUUCUUUGCCUUUACAAGCAAAUCAGAUUUGAAAUAUAGCAUGGUAUCUAUAACUGAGGAAUAUUUUAAAUUCCAAAAUACAGCAACAAAAUCAUUGCACAGGAAGAUAUUCCUACUUCUCAGAGUAACUAUAAAGUGAUUUUUGUUUUCUUGAGUGAGACUCUAAAGAAACUUUUAGGUAGUGUUUGAAAUCGGACAAAAGUAAUUACAAUUAUGAAGCAAUGAUAAAUUUUAGAAAACUUUUCAAUCACAUGUUAAGUUUUUAAAGCUCACUUUAAUAAUGUUGUGGGAUUAUAUCCUAUUUGCAGUUUUGAGUAGUAUGAAAAAAGAAAAUAUAAAUUUAAACCAUCGAAUACUUAACCUAAAUACUUACCAUAUGUAAGGCACUGUGCUUUUUUUCCGUUAAUGAGCUGAGGUAAGAGCAGCUGUACUCCAAAAAUGUUCUGGGCCAGGUGUGGUGGCUCAUGCCUGUCAUCCUAGCACUUAUGGAGGCCAAGGCAGGAGGAUUGCUUGGACUUUGAUCAUGAUCCUGGAAUGUUUCAAUUAAGUUUUGGCUUCUCUGUUUCUAUGAUAAAUAUGUAUAUGUAUAUAUUUUUUUUCUUAAGUCAUGUGAUUAAAGUAUGGAAGGAUUUUAGGAAACACUAAGAAGAUAUCAGGAUCUUUAUUGAUAUCUAAAAAGAUUACAAAAACAUGGGGAAGAAUCUAUUUGAAAAUAUCUGCCACAGGAAAAACACAUGAAUCUGUUCUAACCAAAGCCUUAUGUUGUGCUCAAUUGAGUGUAGGGGCUUACCUGAAGGAACAAUUUGCAUUUGGGACAUUAACAAGAUCUUACAGUUUAUUUCAGAAAAGACCCAAACACAAAACAUAGUGAAUGUACUAAAUAAUAUCAGUGUCAAUCCAAUAUAAAAUCUGAGGAAAUUGAAGGAAAAUCUACAUACCGUAUUUGAUUUUUUUCUGUAUUUCUGGAUCUUAGAUGCUAGCAUUACAUCACACAAAACCAAUGGUGCCUUGUGGAACUGUUAUGUUGGCCUGCUACCUGUGCUACCUCAGAUCUAUAAAGGAACCGGUAUGAAGUGCAUGUAUCUAAUCUCUGUGAGUGACUCAGACCACAGUUGAAACAAAGAUUUUUAUUCUUCCUUCAGUUGAAUAUGAUUUUUCAUCAUUUACUUUCAAUAUAAUUUAGAAAAAUAAAGUUCUAAAAGUCACAAUUCCUUUUUUUAAACUGUUUAUCCUUUUUAAAAACACUUUUCCUUCCAUGUAUAAGUGCAAUCAACUAAGACUGUUUUCAGUUUUCUGUCCACUAUUUCAAAAAUAAUUUUAAAAAGCAGUGUAUUCUGUGUCUUUUUAUUAAUAAAAUUAUUUUUAAAGCAUAAACUAUAUAUUUUAUAAAUGUACAAAAAAUUCAAAUCUAAUAUAUUCUCUUAGGUUAAUUUCUAUUCGAUUGUUUCUAUUUUUUACAUUUUUCCAGUUUUCAAGUUUUCUUUUGUGUAGCUAGUAGUUUUUCAUUAUUGGAACAGGUAAUUUGCUUACUUAGAAAAUAUUUUGUGGGCAUACAAUAUUAUAAAUGAUAACUAAACAUCACCACUUAAUUACUGUCACAGAACAACUUUCAUUACAUUAUACAUAAAUAUAAAUGACUUCUUGAGUAACACCAGAAUUGUAGAAGCAAAUGGCAGAAUCAGAAACUGUCUUUAGACUUGCUUUUUUUCCCUUAGAGUAAAUUUUAGGUUUUCUGUUUGGUUUCCAGAGAUUGACGGAGAAGUUCCAGGGGGUUCAUAUUACUAAAGAUAGUGAUGCUAAUUUGUUUCUGUUUCUAUUUUUUAAAUCAAUCAAUAAAGUAAUACAUUUCAUUUGGAAGCCUCCCAGCUUAUGGUAGUUAAGUAAGGCCUAGCGUGCCUGUGACUCACCAACCUCUCAGCUAAUGAAUCGGCUAAAUAGUGCUUGCCACGGAGAUGAUUUUGACCCUUUAAAUAGCUUUUAAUUGUUUGAUUUAUGCUUUUAUCUGUUGAAGACAGGAAGCAUAAAGAGCAUUGAUGUUAAAAUGCAACAGAUAUGGCAUGUGAAAGUGAAUCAUUUAAUGGGAAUAAGGCUUGUCCAUGCACAGUUUAUUUGUAGAGAAAUACUUUCAAAUAGCAGCAUGAAACUUUUUUAAACAUGAAACCUUUUAUUAUUUGUUGUUAAACCAGUACAUCUUUAUAAAGACCUUAAUAUUUUAUAAAAGCAGUUUUUAUGUGUUUUUCAAGUUGAAUAUAUGGUUAAAGGCUAAUCUUCAUUUUUAUGUCCCUUCACCAAUCUGAGUGUAUUUCAUUUUAAAAUUUAUUUGUUGAGAACUCAUGGUGGUUUUGGUUUUGGUUCAAAAUCAAGUACCUUGAACACUCUCACUUGUUCAAUGGGAAAAUUUAUGCUUAUCUUUAAUGGGAAAUGCUUGUUGUGAAUAAUAUAUUUGCGAAGAUGAUGUUACCGGUUACAAAAGACUAAAUAAAGUUAGAUAUUCAUGUAAAAUUUCUCCACGUGACUUUAAAAUAAGCCUUAUUUUUAUUUAUGUCAAGUUUUAAAUACUAGGUUGCAAAAUACCUAAUGAUGUGGGCUUAAAUUUGCCUUAUUCUGACUGAGGCUGGGCUGUUAAAACUCUUUUCCAACUAAUAUACUGCCCUAUAACUUCUGAAUCUAUACAGCAAAGUGCACUAGCCCAAUUCAAAUGGCCUGAGAACACAGCAUCCUCUAAUCUGCAAAGACAUAAAUAAUUUAGGCUUCAAUGCUUUUCCUUCUAGUAUUACCUGCAUUUUCUGUGUCAGCUUGCUUUGAAGUCUUCAAAAAUCCAUAAAUUGGUUCUUGUAUUGGGAAGUGGUCUCUCACUUUUCCUCAAUGAGGCUCAUAAACUAAAUUUGGAGUUCAGACUUAGGAAGCUUAGUGACAUUGCAUUAAGUGGGUGUUGUGCUUGCCUCCCCUGCCCACAGCACUCACAGCCUGCCUUCCCCCCAGCCCAAAUGAGGCCUUGACCUCCUGCCAACAGUUUCUCCUGAUUCAUCAGAGAUCACAUGAAAUUUAAACCUGUUUGCCAUCCCUGUCACAAAAGAAAGAAGCAGUACACUGCCUUUCAACCCCAACUGCAUUUUGCUUGUUUGUACUUAAAAAAAUAAAUGGGCUUUGCCAGUGUUAAUGUCAGACUUCUUGGCAUUCCAUUUCUAUGUAACUGUGAUUGCUUUUGCAUUUGUUUCUUAGGGAUGUUGAAGAAUGUGCCUUAUUCAGAUUAGCUGUCUGGUUAUUACCAAAAUAAAUCUUAAUCUUUCUCAGCUGA
Molecule: messenger RNA, 5230 nt
Organism: Lemur catta (Ring-tailed lemur)
Lineage: Eukaryota; Metazoa; Chordata; Mammalia; Primates; Lemuridae
Product: torsin-1A-interacting protein 2-like
Exons: 6
Coding region: 312-1730 (472 amino acids)
Biological process (GO): endoplasmic reticulum organization; membrane organization
Cellular component (GO): membrane; endoplasmic reticulum
Molecular function (GO): ATPase activator activity
Source: RefSeq, a predicted model, not a curated record